UUAGAAAAUUCAGCACGUGGAUCUUGGAACGGUUUACACAUUUGUUACUGUACGUGACUUAAGACCAGAGUGAUGGAGGAAAAUCCAUACCCCUAUCUUAAGAUCAGCGAUUUCAGUUGCCUGGAGUCAGUUGACACUAGGAGCCUUUGUCCCAAGUGUAACAAGUCCAGGAAAUAUUACUGUUACACUUGCUUUUGCCCUGUGGAGGGAUUGCAGGAAUCUGUGCCAAAGGUCAAGCUCCCACUGAAGAUUGACAUCAUAAAGCACCGGAGCGAGAUCGAUGGUAAAAGUACGUCGGCACAUGCAGCCACCCUGGCUCCUGAUCAAGUCUCAGUCUACACAUAUCCCUGCAUUCCUGACUUCCCUGAUAAGUCUAGGGUGGUGCUAGUAUUCCCAGGAGAAGAUUCGGUCACCUUGGAGCAACUUGCUAAGCAGUGUAGAGUUCUGAGGAAACAGCAAGUAGCAUCUCUGCCUGGUUUUUCUGUCACAGAUGCUGAGAAAAGAAACAAAGGUGACAUGAAGAGUGAAAAUUCGGAAAUAUCAAAAUACCAGGUCAAAGGUCAAGAUAGUUGUGAUGUUGGGCAGAAUGAAGGUCCUAAGGUCAAAGGUCAUCAGGAACAGACAGUGUCUGAAUUGGAAGCUGUGAAUGAACACAAUGAAAGUUCUACAGAAAAAGACAUCUCCGAAAUUUGCAAAUUCAGAGAUGAUGACGGAGAGCCUCCUGUUAAACAAAGACGUAUAAGUUCAGACAAAAUAACUUCCAAUGAUAAGAGUAUGCAGCACAAUACAAAACAGUCUGUAUCUCAACAAACGCAAUGUGUGGAGUCACAACUACCACAAUCAGAUCAACCAGAUCUGGCGGAAGCAUCUGAGAACAACACCACUCCUCAGGCUAUGACACACCCAACGGAAUCUAGUGAUUCACAACUAACACACUCAAAUCAGGCUCAAACUAGAAGUGAUGAGAAAAUUGACUCUUCAGAUCAAUGUCAGGCAGAUCAGUCCCUGAAAAGGCAAUCAGUACCUCACAAAACUGUAGGAAAUAAAAACGCUGCUGUUAAGGACCUGUCUCAACUGACACAAUCAGAGGAAUCACACCUAACACAAGCAGAUUCAGCCACUCCUACAGUGGAAGAAAGAAAUAUAUAUGAGGCUCCUUUUGACAGAGUGGUGUUCAUAGAUUGUACAUGGAAUCAGACCAAAAGUAUCUUCUGUGAUGAGAGGCUGAAAGGUUUGCGCUGCAUUGAGUUGAAGAAGCACAAGACCAAAUUCUGGCGCCAUCAGCGCAACAAACCUGACACAUAUCUCGCCACAGUUGAAGCCAUCUACUACUUCCUGCGUGAAUAUCAUGAUCUCUUUGUUGAUGCAGAGUACAAUGGCCAAUAUGACAACAUGCUUUUCUUCUUCGCAUUUAUGUAUCAGAAAAUCAAGAAUUUAUUUGAUGGUGGAAAAAAUCUAAAGGCGUAUCAGAAACCAAAUAACUAAGUGAUAACUUUAAGUAGUGAGAUCUCUGAAACCCUUGCCAUGUUCUUUAAAGUUUUCCUGCCUGGGAUUUUCCCAUCAUGUCUUCUUGUACAUUGCAGAGGAAAUAUCAAUAUCAGGUACCUUUAUUUUUAUGGUAUUUUGUUAGGUCAGAAUUGGGGAAAAUAAGCUUACAUAGACAGAAAAUACUAUGGCUUUGGGGCAUAUGGGGUGGAUAUAAAUGGACUUUUACCUUAGAGAGAUGACCUAACUGCAUAUAGUUGUAGUUUUUUUCUGUAGUUAUUUCA
Molecule: messenger RNA, 1769 nt
Organism: Lingula anatina
Lineage: Eukaryota; Metazoa; Brachiopoda; Lingulata; Lingulida; Lingulidae
Product: tRNA-uridine aminocarboxypropyltransferase 1-like
Biological process (GO): tRNA modification
Cellular component (GO): nucleus
Molecular function (GO): tRNA-uridine aminocarboxypropyltransferase activity
Source: RefSeq, a predicted model, not a curated record